Messenger RNA from Caenorhabditis auriculariae, 8868 nucleotides. The record is from the annotation of a GenBank genome assembly. Lineage: Eukaryota; Metazoa; Nematoda; Chromadorea; Rhabditida; Rhabditidae.
AUGGUUAUUUAAUGAAAUGGUUAUUUAAUGAAAAGGUUAUUUAAUCGAUAUUUCGCUUUAAUAAAAGCGGGAAAAUUUUUUUUGUACACGGCAGGGUUGCUCGAAUUUCCAUCUUUCGCGAAAAAAAAACAAACUUCCUUUUUUCGCGCUUUGCAAAAAUAAAAAAAAUACGAUUGUAUCGAUUGAUUCAGCUGCGACCAACCGUCAAAGAGCCCCACCGAGUUUCGACGAGCAAAGCCAACAGUUUGGCCGGAUUGUGCAGUCGACAUGAGAAAACGUGGGUUUUCAAUGGAAUCCUGGGAUUUUUGUACCGAAAAAUUCGAAAUUUUGAUAACCUUUUGCUUUAGUUCGGCAUUUCGCCCUAUUUCGGCUAUUUUUUUCCUCUACAAACACUUUUUUUUUCACGGGUAUAUUUUUAAAAUGUUCAUAGUUCGAUUUUUUUAAUGGAAUUUUCGAUACUUUUCGCCUUAUUUUGGCUAUUUUUUCGACAUUAUAAGCUUUUACGUACUUUUUAGUGGCUUUUAAUUAUAUUUCAAAGGAUUUUCUGCUCAUUUUGGACUAAAAAUAUGAACUUUUUGUAAAAUCCCGCUUUAUUUUGGCUCUUUUUCCUACCUCUAUGAACCUUCCGGAGCUAAUGAUAUCUCAUUUCUCAAAUCACCCUUUGAAAAAUCCUCUCUCAGUACUUUAAAGGAGCAUAGGCUGGAUUGAAAAAGGUCUUGUGACGAAGAACCAUUUUUUUCGUUUUUUCGAAACAAAAAUAGUAUAAAAACACUUGAACAACCUUUUAAUAACAUGAAGCUUUUUUUAUCAAUAAUUCUCCAGUCGAGACCAUUUCUCACCGCCCAGGGACAAGGACAAGAAGAAAAAAGAGCCGGAGAUGGUCAAAAAGAAGGCUGCUCCAGCUCCUCCCGUCGAUUUCAAGUGAGUUUCCGGGUCAUUUUUCGAAAAAAUGAACGAUUUUCAGAGCUCUGAUGAAAGCGGCUGAAGAUAUCUCCCAAGGAAAAGCCGCCCGUGUCGACCUUUUGCAGCCGAAAUUGCCGUCCGGGUCCAACAGACCGGAUUUCCAGAAGAAGCCGAGCUCUCAGGGUCCUCCUAGGUAUUAUUUGAUUUUUUUGAGACUUUUGGGGUGAAAUUGAGAUUAUUUGGGGGCUAUACUUUAUUCCAGAAUCGCUCUCCACAGUGCUAAGGGUUAUUCUAGAAUUGUAGGGAGGAGGUUUUCUAGAAUUAGGAGGAGGGAGGGGGGCUCCAGAAUGUCCAGGCAAUCUUCAAGAUUCGCCCCCCCUCCUUAACUUUGAACAAGCAUUGUAAGCCUUGUCCGGGUUACCAUCAUCAUUUUAGAAUCACCCCCCCCCCACACAUCAUUCUAGGGUAACCCCUUUUCAUCAUUCUAAAAUGACCCCCCUUACCAUUCUGCAGUACCUCGCCCCACAUCAUUCUAGAAUAACCCCUCUCCAUAAUUCUAAAAACAACUGCUCCACAUCAUUCUAGAAUAACACCCCCCUAUUACCAUUCUGGAAUACCCCUCCCCCCUCAUUUUUUUAAAUAACCGCUACACAUAGUUCUAGAAAUCCCCCAUCAUUCUAGAAACUUCCCCUCCCAUUGCCAUUCUAGAAUAAACCCCCCUAUUACCAUUCUGGAAUACCCCUCCCCCUCAUUUUUUUAAUAAUCGCUACACAUAGUUCUAGAAAUCCCCCCAUCAUUCUAGAAUAUCCCUCCCCACAUCCCUCUAGUACGAAUUAUUCAGAGAGUAACCCCCCUUACCAUUCUGCAGUACCUCGCCCCACAUCAUUCUAGAAUAACCCCUCUCCAUAAUUCUAAAAAAACAACCGCUCCACAUCAUUCUAGAAUAACACCCCCCCUAUUACCAUUCUGGAAUACCCCCUCCCCCUCAUUUUUUUAAAUAACCGCUACACAUAGUUCUAGAAAUCCCCCCAUCAUUCUAGAAACUUCCCCUCCCAUUGCCAUUCUAGAAUAAACCCCCCUAUUACCAUUCUGGAAUACCCCCUCCCCCUCAUUUUUUUAAUAAUCGCUACACAUAGUUCUAGAAAUCCCCCCAUCAUUCUAGAAUAUCCCUCCCCACAUCCCUCUAGUACGAAUUAUUCAGAGAGUAACCCCCCAAACCAUUCUAGAACGCCCCUACAUCAUUCUAGAAACCCCCCACCCACACCAUUUUUAGAAAUCAGUGUUUCUGACAGAUUUUGUUCACUCUAAUGAAAAUAAGUGUAUUUUUUUAAAGAUUUUUUUCUGAAGAUUAUGGCGAUUUUUCAGACCUCCUGCACAACAAUACAAUGGAAAAUCCGGAAAUUCUUCCUCUUCUUAUGGACAGAAAGAUCAUGAAAGAGAUAGGGAGCGGCAAAAAGAACGGGAAAGGCAGAGAUUGGGAGAGAAAGAGAGGUUUGUCGUUUCAGUGGCUAAAUAAAGGAUUUUUUUUAUUUUCAGAAGUCGAUCCUCCCCCGUCUCAAAGUCGUCAAAGCCCAAUGGUUCUGUGGAUAGGAAUAAUGCCCCGGAUAAAUCCUCGAAAUCGGCUCAAAAUAACGUGAAAAAGGAGGAGAAGCAGAGAAAAGAGUUGGUUUUUUUUAUUGGUGGCCCUCAGGGAAGUUUUGGUUUUUUUUUGGGGGGGAAGGGGGGGUUUGGAACGCCUAAGUGGUCCCUAUAGGGGUUAGAGAAGAAACCAGAUCCUCUACAAAGAGGAGAGGUCCUUAUAGGGGUAAAGUUUAGGUGGUCCCUUCGAUUUAAACCCCCCCCGAGCUCUGAAGCACAGGUGGUCCCUAUAGGGAUCAGGGAAUAAAUUGCCUCUAAUCGGGACAAAAAGUGCCCCUACAGGGAUAAAAUAAAAGUGGUCCCUAUAGGAAGGGGGAGUGAUUUAGCAUGGGACCUCAAAACUCAUUUUGUCCUUAUAAGGAUCAAGGGAAUAAACAGCCUCUGAAGGGGACGAAAAAGUGCUCCCUAUAGGGGUAAAAUUUAGGUGCAUAACCCUCAAGACUUGAAGCAAGUGGUCUCUAUAGGGAUCAGGGAAUAAAAUGCCUCUAAUCGGUUAAAAUGGUUGAAAUUAAAGUGGUCCCUAUAGGGGGAGUGAUUUAGCAUGGGACCUCAAAGCUCAUUUUGUCCUUAUAAGGAUCAAGGGAAUAAACAGCCUCUGUAGGGGACAAAAAAGUGCUCCCUAUAGGGGUAAAAUUCAGGGGGUUUUUUAGGACUUGACCCCCAAGACAUGAAGCUCGAGUGGUCCCUAUAGGGUAUUUUAAUUUCCUGCUCAGAUUUGAUAUAUGAAAAGACAAAAAUUGAUCAUUUUUCCUUCAAAAAUCGCUAAUCUUUGAUUUUUUUUUUCUCGCAUGGUAAUGCUUCUUUUCAGAAGUAUAUUAAUCUGCUAGCUUCCCUAUAGGGACCACUAAUUUGAACCUCCAAGGGACACAUUAGACAAGGACUGUAGUUCAUAUUUUUGAACAGUUUAAAAAAAACAUUAUAUUAAUGUUUUUUUAAUGAAGCUGAAAUGUCUCGAAAUGCUUCAAAUUACAGAAUUUUUAAGUUUAUUUUCCCCUGAAAAAUCACUUUUUUAAGCUGAAGAAUGUAUUUAAAAAAAAGGAAAAUUAAAAAAUAGAGCGUGUUUUAAAGAAAUGGCCUUUGUAAUGGAUAUUGAAGGUAGAAAUAUACCCUCAAGCUUAUUGUUCCUUUUUACAAGGAAGGUCAUUUUACUUGUGGUUGGGAUUUUCGUUAAAUUUGGCCAAAACACUCCUUGUUGGGCCAAAUUGGGAUCCUGAAAGUCUCAACUUGCUCAAUCUUUAAGUUAUUGGAAAAAGAACACCUCACAAUCAAAGAAAAACCCAAAAACAGGCUUUUUUGAGCCCUUAGUUUUCAAAAACUAGGAAGUUUUGUAGGUUAGAACUUUCAUAAUCUUCUCUUGGUACAUUAAUAAGAGUUCUAGACAUUUUUAUUUUGAAAAUGUGAAAUUACAUUCCUUUUUGAAUAAUUAAAAUAGUUAUAAUAAUUUCCAGUGGUCGAUUUGUCAAGGGUCCAACUCCGCCCCCAAUGAUUCCUGGCAUUGUUCCCGGCAAAAAGUCGGUUUUCUUCCAGUUUUCUCACAUUUUAUAUGAUUUUCCCCAGUGAAAGAGUAUAUUUUCCCAUUCAGAUACCUCCCCGGAGACGUUCGGUACAAAGAAGCGAUGUUAAUCGCCCAAAAAACCCACCACGUUGAAACUUCGAUGUCGAGACCCAAGAAUGGAAAUUCUUCUGGAAGCAGGGUCGAUCCUGGUAAUGGUUUUGGUGAUAGCCUCGAAAAAAAAAACUUUUUAAAAUUUAAAAUGUUUUUUUUUUGCGUUUUUUGACUUUUGCAGGAAGAACUGUGUUAAUAGAUUUGAAAAUUCCGAAAAAAAUUUAAUUUUUUUAUAAUUUUUUUCUCUGAAGUAUUUGGCAGCAGGGAACCAGUUCAAAAUUAGGAUUUUAUCGAUUUUUUUAGUUUUUUUGGAGUUUUGACUUAGUUUCGAAAAGGAUUAUUUUUAAAAAAAUCUUAAACUUUUUUUCACGAUUUUUUUGAUUUUUCGGAUGAAGAACUGUUGUGAAACAAUUGAUAGAUAUUAAAAUUCCGAAAAAUUGAGUUUUCAAUAAUUUUUCUCUGCAUUUUUUGACAGCAGGAAAACGGUUCAAAAUUAGGAUUUCAUCAAAUUUUCUGAUUUUAUUUUGGAGUUUUGACUUAGCCUCGAAAAGGAUUAUUUUAAAAACCUUAACUUUUUUUUAAAGAUUUUUUUUAUUUUCGGAUGAAGAACUGUUGUGAAACAAUUGAUAGAUAUUAAAAUUCGGAAAAAAAUUGAAUUUUUCUAUAAUUUUUUUCCCUGCGUUUUUUUGACAGUAGGAAACCGGUGUAAAAUAAGGAUUUUUCUCGAAUUUUUCUAGUUUUUUUGGAGUUUUGACCUUAUAUUUUGAAUUUUUUUCAUAAAGAUUAGAGAAUUUUUUUCAACAUACAUAUUAAAUAGAAAUUUUUUUCGAUCCAGUGAUUUCCAGUCACUUUUUUUGGGUUAAAAAAAUUUAAAAAAACGUCAAAAAAAGAAAAAUCCCAGUGAAAAGAAAUUUUUCCAAAUGACUUUGUUCAUUUCCCAAUAUUUCAACGUUUAUUUUCAAAUGUUAACUCUCAAGUAUUGCUAAACGAAUUUAUAUGGUUCGAACUUUUAAAAAUUAUUUUGUGAUCCAAAAUUUCAAAUUUCAUGCUUCAAAUAAUUUUUUUUAGUCAACCAAGCUGGCAAAUUUUUCACCCGAACUUUAUCGAACAGAACUUUUGAAUAUUGAAUUAUUAGGUUUUUUGUGGCUGUUUUUCCUCAACUCAUAACUCAACUCGUGCUUUGAAAAACAAAAAUUUAGUUGUAUGGAACAUUUCUUUCCCAAAGACGAUCUUAGAAAUACUUUUAUCAAAAGUUGAUGGUUUCCAGAGCGGGAAAGAAUCGAAAGAGUGAGAGAAGCUGAACGAGCCCGUGAACGAGAACGGGAACGAGUUCAGAAGCUGAAAAGAGAACGACAACGGGAGGAGAUGUACGGAGCCGAGAAGGUCCGCAGGGUCGAGAAGAUGCGAUUCGACCAGAGCCGCAAACUGUACUUUUUCCGAUUUUUGUCCGAAAAUUGAAGAAAAAUGAGUUUUUCAGGGAAAACUUCAAUUAGAAGUGAAGAAAGCUUGAGAAUCUCAUUUUGAUCAAAGUUACUUAGAAACGCUAGAACGGUCCCUAUAGGGGGGACUUCAGGGUCUAUAGGGGCGACUUCAGGGGCUCUAGGGGCAGCUUUAGGGGCUCUAGGGGCAACUUUAGGGGCUCGGGGGCGACUUUAGGGGCUCUAGGGGCGACUUUAGGGGCUCCAGGGAGCGGUCUUCUUAGGGGCGACUUUAGAGUCUACAGGAGCGACUUUAGGGGCUCCAGGGAGUGAUCCCUAUAGGGGAAAAUUUAGGGUCUAUAGUGGCGACUUCAGGGUUUCUAGGGAGGGGUCCCUGAAGGGGCGACUUCAGGGUCUUUAGAAGCGACUUUAGGGUCUCUAGGGACGACUUUAGUGGCUCUAGGGAGUGGUCCCCUUAGGUACAACUUUAGUGGCUCUAGGGGCGACUUUAGGGUCUCCACGGAGUGGCUUUAGGUUCUAUAGGGGAGACUUUAGGGGCUCUAGGAAGUGGUUCCCUUAGGUGCAACUUUAGUGGCUCUAGGGGCGACUUUAGGGGCUCUAGGGUGUGCUCCCUCAGAAGCAACUUUAGACGCUCUGAAGAGUAGUCCCUCUAGGGGCAACUUUGAGGGCUCUAUGUCCCUAUAGGGGCGACUUUAAUGGCUCUAGGGAGUGUUCCCUAUAGGGGCGACUUUAUUGUCUAUAUGGGCGACUUUAGGGGCGACUUUAGGGUCUAUAGGGGCGACUUUAAGGGCUCUAGGGAGUGGUCCCUAUAGGUGAAAAUUUAGGGUCUAUAGUGGCGACUUCAGGGUUUCUAGGGAGGGGUCCCUGAAGGGGCGACUUGAGGGUCUUUAGAAGCAACUUUAGUGGCUCUAGGGGCGACUUUAGGGUCUCCACGGAGUGGCUUUAGGUUCUAUAGGGGAGACUUUAGGGGCUCUAGGGAGUGGUCCCCUUAGGUGCAACUUUAGUGGCUCUAGGGGCGACUUUAGGGUCUCCACGGAGUGGCUUUAGGUUCUAUAGGGGAGACUUUAGGGGCUCUAGGAAGUGGUCCCCUUAGAUGCAACUUUAGUGGCUCUAGGGGCGACUUUAGAGGCUUUAGGGUGUGCUCCCUCAGAAGCAACUUUAGGCGCUCUCAAGAGUAGUCCCUCUAGGGGCGACUUUAGGAUCUAUAGGGAAGACUUUAGGGUCUCUAGCGAGGGGUUCCUAUAGGGACGACUUUAAGGGCUGUAGAGAGUGGCUUUAGGGUCUCUAGGGACCACUUUUCCUCCCCCUAUAAGGGUCACUAAAGCUUGAAAAAAAUGUAUAGGGGGAGGGGGAUCCUCGUCGAUUUUUUUAUGGACCCUAUGAAAAGAAGCAUUUUCAUGCGAAAAAAAUCAUAAAUUUGACAUUUUUUUCAAUAGAAAUUGAUCAUCAGAAGAUCAAUUGAUAAAAUGCGUCUUUUUUUCAAAUCUUAACAAAAAAAAUAAGAGAUCCCUGUAGGGACCACUCAAGCUUCAUGGGCUUUAAAAAGGUCAGAUACUCAACCCCUAUAGGGGUCACUUAAAAUUUACCCCCGGAGGGGCAUUUUUUUUUCUGUAUGGGCUGUUUUCACCCCUAAAGGGACCACUCCCGUUUUUCUUACUAGACGAUGUUGAAAUUUUUCAAAUUUUUGGUUAACUGUUUCAAAAAUUCGCAUUUAUAUUCUCCGUUGGAAGCAUUGAAAUCCUACCAUUUCCUUAUCUAGAUAACUAUAUCAAAAAAAUUUUGUCCGAAAAAAAUCAAACUCAUUACUCAGAAAAAAAGUUUUUAAAAUGCUGAAUUUUUUUCAGCCAAGAAAAAGGAGCGAAACAGAAAUCACUACGAGAAACAGCGGAAAGAUGAUCGCUCCAGUGGGAGUUACUUCCGUGGCGGUGAUGAUAAUACGGACGAUGAAGAUGACGAAGAGGUCUUUUCGAGCUGAAAUCGUGUUGAUUUUCACAUUUCCUGUUCCAGGACGAGUACGAAAGCGACAUGGAUUCGUUCAUCGACGACAGCGGAGAUGGCUUCGAUGAUCUGGAAAGGAGGGAGUUCGAGGAGACUUUGAGGUUUGUUUUGGGGUAAACCUUCAAGGAGGUCAUAUCAAUUUUGGUUAGAAACUUUUUGGAAAUCUUCUAAAAUAUCCAUUGAUGAACCAAAAGAAGUAUGUGAAAGUGUGAGCCUUUUAAGCUUUCUAGUUUUUAAAUAGUUUAAAGCUCAAAAAUAGUCAUUUUUGACGGAUUUUGAGGGUUUUCUUUGGCUUUAAGAUGUGUAGGUACUCAAUCCAUUCGAAAGAAAAGGUUGAAAUGCGAAAAUUUUGAAAAAUAAGACAUGAAAGUAGCUUCAAACUAUGGAGAUGUUGUUCCGGUAGCAUUAAAGUUCCCUACAAGCGGGGUCAUUUUACUUUUCUUUUGAGAAAUUCCUGAAAAUUGGUCAGAAUAUUUUUUGAUGUAAUAAAAGAAGUAUGUGAAAGUUUGAGCCUUCUAAUCUUUCUAGUUUUCGAGAAAUGAGGACUCAAAGCCCAAAAAUAGCCAUUUUUGACCGAUUUUAAGGGUUUUCUUUUGCUUCAGAAUUUGACGGAACUCAAUGCAUUCAGAAAAAAAUUGUUCAGAUGCGAAAAUUUGGAAAAAUAAGGCAUGAAAAUGACAUAUUCUGACAGUCACUUGAACAAGGUUUUUUAUUUGAAAACCGGUUAUUCAAGAAUUUUAAGUUGAGAUUUUUUGAAUAAACCCGAUAAGUAUAGCUAUUAUAAUAGGCCACGCCCACUUUUUGUGUUAGUGAGGUUUUUUUAGGCUCAUAUAAUCUUAUCUGAAAUCGAUUUUGAAAAAAAUUUUUUUUCUGGAAGGCUAAAAAAUUUAAAAUAGUUGGUACAGCUGUGAAAAUACAAUGGUCAAGAAGUUUCAAAACGGGUCGAUAUGUGAAAUAUUAUGAUUUAAAAAAAAGACUAUCGGCUUUUUGAAGCAAAAAUCGAAAAAAUUGAAUGAAUUAACCAAGGAACCCUUAAAAGGCAUUUUAAAAGUUAAAAGAAGGAUUUAAAAAAAUUAAAAGUUGAAAAAGUCUAUCUUUGCCUUCCCCAGAACGGUCAACCGACACUACGACACGGACAAAUGGUCCCACCGCGAAAAGACGAUCUCCGAACGGGACAUGGUGUCCAACUACCGACGGAUCCAGGCCGAGGAGAACUACAGUAAGAGGGCCGGAAUGCGGGAAGACCUCAUCGAGGCCACCAAAGGCCGCAGCGUCCGCCUAUGA